AUGGGAAACAACUUGAGCCUUAGCUCAGGCACUGAGAUGGAGCUGGUGCAUCCCUAUAGUGAACAACGACUAGGCCUGUCUGAACCAGUCUCUUUCCUGUACAAGCUCUCCAGCUUUCUAAAAUAUGUCCCAGAUGUGGGUCCAGUACCUGGUAGGCGUAGCGGGAGCCUAAUCAAUGCCAGCGGGUUGAUCGACGAGCCCCUUGAGGGUGGGGCCCGGAGCGCGCCCCUGGGGCUGGCUAGCACGGCGCGUGGGGUGUGGGGUGGAGGGUCCAGUCCGGGGGUCGGGGCCGCGCGUUUCCGGGGCGUGGCCCGUGGAGCGAGGGAGGGUCUGCGGCCCUCCAGCCAGCCACGUGGCGGCCCGCAGGUUUCAGCCCCCCACCCCCAUUCAAACGAUGCGAAGGGGCGGCGCGGCUGCCCGAGUCCCACGAUGAGCAAGCGGCCCGCCCCGCCCCUCUAUUUCCCAUCCCUCUAUGACCGCGGCAUCUCGUCCUCCCCCUACAACGACUUCAACAUCUGGAAGAAGCUCUUCGUGCCGCUCAAGGCGGGGGCGGCGGCGGGGGCUGCGGGGCGCCGGGGCAGGGCUGGCGUCGGGGCCGGGGGUCGGAGCCUGGCCGCCCAGCAUCCCCCGGCUCCGCGCCCCCCGCCUGCCCCCGCCCGGCCUGGGGCCCUCUGAGCGAGCGCCCGUGCCCCCAGCCCUCGGCCGGCCGGCCUGGCCCCCAUCCCCUACGAGCCGCUGCGCUUCUUCUACUCGCAGCCUGCCGGCCCCGAGGGCGCCGCUCCGGCGCCGCCGCCCGCCCCCCGCCCCCGCCCCCGCCCGCCGCCGCCGCAGCAGCAGCCCCCAGUCCGGGGCCUCCGGGCGCCCCGGCUGACCCCCGCCACGGCCGCCGCCGCCGCCUCGCAGCCAGACGAGCUGUGCGAGCUGGAGAUCCGCAUCAAGGAGCUGGAGCUACUCACCAUCAGGGACGGCUUCGACUCCAAGCGCUAUAAAUUCCUGAAGGCACUAAAAGAUGAAAAGUUGCAAGGCAUAAAGAUGAGGCAGCACCUGAAGAAGUCCACGACGCUCUCCUAACGAGAUGUGGAAAGCUGCGUUACUGUAUCUCCGUAGCGUUAGAUGUUAUUGAGUAGAGAAUGUAUCCCGUUUCUUGCCGUUUCAGAUAUAACUAUUUUCUGUUCUUUAGUUCCUUACUUCUUUCCUGCUCCUAGGUGCACAUUACAAAUACAGCAUCAGCUUGUCUAGUAAGCCCCCUGGAGUUGCUCCUCUUUGUUAAUGCUGGUGGGUGUUGGCCAUCUUUUUGUGCCCCAAUGGGAUAGUUUCCUGGGCAUUUUGAUGAUCCGAGGAGGCCAGAAGAUGUUGCUGGCUUGUUUGCAUUAGGGGGUGCCUGGGAUUGGGGAAGGAGACUUUCGAGGGGAUCAGGAGUCCAAAGGCACCACCUUUAGGAGGGGCUGCUCCUUCUGGUUGAAGUGCUAGGAGGGGAGUGGAGAGAAUCAGGGGUGGGGGCCCAUCAGCAGACUUGAACAACCUCUGAAGUGGAAGGCGCUGGGACAGACAGAUCAGCCUUUGCCCUUGAACCCAGAGUUGGGCAACCUCUGUAGAGAGGCCAAGUGGACUUGUGGGAGGGGGACCAGAGGGAUAACAACACUGGGAAUAUCCUUUUCUCCUCGGGAAAAGGACAGAGUUGGCCUGGAUCAUUUAAUCAAUCAACAAGCAUUUAUUAAAUGCCUACCUACUAUGAGUUAGGCAAGUCCCUUUAACCUCUGUUUGCCUUAAUCCACUGGGGAAGGAAAUGGCAAACCACUCCAGUAUCUUUGCCAAUAAAACCCCAUG
Messenger RNA from Dromiciops gliroides (monito del monte), 1827 nucleotides. It is a transcript of the gene C6H11orf91, whose product is annotated as chromosome 6 C11orf91 homolog. The record is from RefSeq and is a predicted model, not a curated record. NCBI's taxonomy places the organism in Eukaryota, Metazoa, Chordata, Mammalia, Microbiotheria, Microbiotheriidae.